Corticium candelabrum is the source of this 533-nucleotide messenger RNA. RefSeq names its product cytochrome c-like. Bases 84 to 407 code for a protein of 107 amino acids. Lineage: Eukaryota; Metazoa; Porifera; Homoscleromorpha; Homosclerophorida; Plakinidae. Gene Ontology annotation, biological process: mitochondrial electron transport, cytochrome c to oxygen; mitochondrial electron transport, ubiquinol to cytochrome c. Gene Ontology annotation, molecular function: electron transfer activity; heme binding. The transcript is spliced from 6 exons. Gene Ontology annotation, cellular component: mitochondrial intermembrane space. The record is from RefSeq and is a predicted model, not a curated record.
AAUAUAAUCCGGGAAUUGACAGCUGACGAAACAACGCUGUACUGUGUCUGUGGACUGUCGUCACUCUAGGAACCUGAAAAGUGAUGUCGGGAGAUCCAGCGAAAGGAGCCAAGAUAUUCAAGCAAAAGUGUUCGCAAUGUCACACAACGACUAAGGGUGGUAAGCACCUGACGGGUCCUAAUCUGAACGGCCUGUUUGGUAGAAAGACUGGACAAGCAAAGGGAUUUAGUUACACUCAAGCUAAUAUCAAUAAAGGCAUCACGUGGGGAGAAGACACUCUGUUUGAGUAUCUAGCCAAUCCCAAGAAGUUCAUUCCAGGAACAAAGAUGGUGUUUGCUGGGCUAAAGAAAGAGUCUGAAAGAAAAGAUUUGAUUGCUCAUUUGAAAGAGGCAACAAAGGCAGAUUAAGAUCAGACACUCAUAGUUGUCUUAGCACUGUGAGGUGUAAUAUUUUCUCAAUGUAGUCUUUUACCAUCUUGCAUGAAUCGUCUCUUGAAGUCUAACUAAAAAUAUCAUGUUAAUUAUGUAGCUAAA